Molecule: messenger RNA, 591 nt
Organism: Parastagonospora nodorum SN15
Lineage: Eukaryota; Fungi; Ascomycota; Dothideomycetes; Pleosporales; Phaeosphaeriaceae
Exons: 2
Coding region: 1-591 (196 amino acids)
Source: RefSeq, a predicted model, not a curated record
AUGCUCCUCGACGAAGAUCCCGCCGCCCUAAUCUCCCAAUGCACCUCGCAUUUCAAAAUCGCCAACGACAAAGAAUCCCUCAACCGCAUCUCCGACUCCCUCUCCACACUCUCCACCUUCCGCACGCAGGAACUCCAAUCCCUCAGCGCAAAACUCUCCGCGCUGUCCCGCACCCACCAAACCCUCGCGGCCAACCACUCGCACACCCUCACCCAGCACAACGCCGUCUCCCACGCCUCGGAAAUCUUGCGUCUGGACACGGAGAAAUUCAAAAUCGCAAAGCAGGCUAGUGAUUUGGAAAUCGAGGGCGAGAGGCUCCAGGCCGAUCUUGUGCGAUUGGGCAAUGUGAGCGGCGAGUUGGAGGAGGAAGGGGUUGAGGGGGGCGCCGUCGAGAGGCCUGGCGAGGAUGCGACCGUGCUGAAGCUCAAGCUGUAUCGCAGUCUGGGCAUUGAUGUCGAGGCGGAUCGCACGACGGGCGAGUAUAAUAAGGCGGUGAUCAGGAAUGCGAAUAAGGGCGAUGUGCAUGUGGUGCAGAUUGAUCCCAAGUUCUCGAGGCAUUUCUACACGAACUACUUUUGGCGGACCAUGUAA